Molecule: messenger RNA, 1305 nt
Organism: Glycine soja
Lineage: Eukaryota; Viridiplantae; Streptophyta; Magnoliopsida; Fabales; Fabaceae
Product: gamma-secretase subunit APH1-like
Exons: 6
Coding region: 191-940 (249 amino acids)
Biological process (GO): positive regulation of catalytic activity; protein processing
Cellular component (GO): endoplasmic reticulum; membrane; gamma-secretase complex
Molecular function (GO): protein-macromolecule adaptor activity
Source: RefSeq, a predicted model, not a curated record
GCACAUUUCAGAUAUUUACGGACUAAAUCAGAAUUUUUGUUGUUUUAGAAACUAGAUUGUGACUGGAUUACACAAGGACCAAAAUUAGUUUUACAAAUAUUUAUCCAAACACGAUAAAUAAAUUGAGAAGGAGUAAGGGAGUGUUUGGUUACUUCUGAGAUUCUUCUGUUCCUAAGAGAGAGAGAGAGCGAUGACGGUAGCAGCAGGAAUCGGUUACGCUCUGGUAGCACUAGGACCCUCUCUCUCCCUCUUCGUUUCCGUCAUUUCCAAAAAACCCUUCCUCAUUCUCACAGUUCUCUCCAGUACGUUGUUGUGGCUUAUUAGUUUGAUUGUGCUGUCUGGAAUAUGGAGGGGGGUUUUGCCUCUCAGCACAACAGCUUCGUGGCCUUUUGGAAUACUCAUUUUCUCAUCUGUUGCUUUUCAAGAAGCCCUCAGACUUUUCUUCUGGAAAAUAUAUAAGAGGUUAGAAGACAUGUUAGAUGCCUUUGCUGACAGAGUAUCAAAACCACAUCUUCACCUGACAGAUAAGAUGCUGAUUGCUCUGGCUGGUGGGUUGGGUCAUGGUGUUGCCCAUGCUGUGUUCUUCUGCAUCAGCCUAUUAACUCCUGCAUUUGGUCCAGCAACGUAUUUCGUUGACCGCUGUUCAAGAGUUCCAUUUUUCCUUCUUUCUGCAAUUAUUGCUCUUGCAUUUGUCAUAAUCCACACUUUCUCAAUGGUCAUCGCAUUUAACGGGUAUACAGAGGGGAACAAAGUGGAUCAAUAUUUUGUUCCCAUCGUUCACGUUGUUGCUGGAAUGGUGACUCUGGUGAAUUUGGCGCCUGGCGGUUGUGCUGUUGGCAUUCCUCUUCUUUAUUUGGUUGCAAUCUUGACCUUGAUUCAUUGUGGGAGGAUGGUUUGGAGAAAAUUGACAGAAAACCCAAUCAGGCCAGUUCACUCAUAGUAACUGAUAAUCUUUGUAAAAAAUCUCAUCUAUAGUUUCUUGGUGCUUGCCAUUCCUGUUGGAAUACAUAAAGAUACCGAAAGUUAUAAUGCACAAAAGUUUUUCCUUGACGUUAUGUUCUCAUCUUACAAUGGGUUACUAUGCGGGCAAGUCAACUUUCUGCAUUUGUCAGUUUCACUUAUCGUCACUGCAAUCAGGUUUACUGAAGUUUUGGUUGCAGAUGCGGGUUUGCUGAAAGUCUUGAUCGUUUAGUAUUCAGAAAAAAAAGAGAAGAAAAUCUAGUAGAUUAAGAGGUUGUUGCUUAAAUUGGGACAUUAUGCCCCUCGCGUUGAAAUUCCAUUUUAUAUCAGAAUGUUAAUUGGGUA